Messenger RNA from Anarrhichthys ocellatus (wolf-eel), 2772 nucleotides. It is a transcript of the gene mpnd, whose product is annotated as MPN domain containing. Lineage: Eukaryota; Metazoa; Chordata; Actinopteri; Perciformes; Anarhichadidae. The record is from RefSeq and is a predicted model, not a curated record. The coding region runs from base 629 to 1993 and encodes 454 amino acids. Gene Ontology annotation, molecular function: protein binding; metallopeptidase activity. The transcript has 13 exons.
CAGUAUAACAUAGUACAAUACGGGGUAGCGUCGUAUUAUUACACCACACAAACCACCAGCCUCGGCUACCGUGCAGUGCGUCUUAUCUAUAAAGACACUAUAAUCUCCAGGAUGCACUUUUAAUCUGCCUAAAUGCCAAAAUAGCGGCUGGCUCUGGCGCACAGGGCGACACUUCAUCUUUCCGGAGGAAACGCAGAUUAAUCGCUACAUUGUUUACAUUUUAAUAGCAGUUUGGGACAUUUCCGGCCACUCUAGCCGAUUAUUUGACAUUAAUAAUGACAGUGUGGUAUUGUUUAGUCUCAUGAAUGUGACAAUAAUGGCAGACAGACCGGCAUGGCGCGUCGGACUGCCGUUCAGAAGAACACAGGGAGAGUGACAAGGACGGGGAGAGGGAGAAAGAAAGGGGAGGGGAACUGACAUUAAAGCAACACAACAAGGAAACUACACUGCGGAGCCACAGACGCCUUCAUUUUAUGUUUUUGAAUAAUAGCCGGAGCUAGUGUGGCGAAGUGUAUCUGUGAGGUCUGACCGGAGCUCAACCCCCCUUUGCACAGCCUCAAGUGCCCGGAAAAGGAGCCGCUUUUUGACCGAGUGGGAUUUAAAGGCGCUCUCCGUCGCUUUCAGAGACAUGGGCUCAGAGCCACCCAGCUCUCCACAGGUGGUGGAGGAUGGAGGAGAGGAGGAUGAGGAGGAGCUGAGUGGAGGAGAGGAGGCAGACCUGCGGUCCAGCUCUGGCCGGGGCUCCCUGCUGACCCGGAGAGGCAUCACCCUGAGAGUGCUGCUCAAGGAUGGCCUGGUGGAGCCGGGGGACGGAGUGCUAGCAAUCCACUACCUGGGUAAGAACUUUGUAGGAGACCUGUUGAAUGAUGGGAAAAUCAGGUGGGUGGAGACGGGCCAGAUCUUCAACUCCCCCAGUGCCUGGGCAACACACUGCAAACGUCUGGUCAACCCAGCCAAGAAGUCUGGCUGUGGCUGGGCGUCUGUACGCUACCGGGGUCAGAAGCUGGUCCAGUACAAAACCACCUGGCUGCACAAGUACCAACCCAGCGCAGACAUGAGCCUGGUGAGUGAGGAGGACGAUGAUGAGGAUGAAGAGGAAGGGAAGACAGCUGUGCAGGCAGAUGAGAAGAACAAGAACAACAAACCUGGAUUAAAUGAUUUGAUGGUUUCACGGAGAUCUGACCGAGAGAGAAUCCCUGUCAGAUACUGCACCUUGGGAACCAGAGAUGCUGCCAGAGAUCCACACACACUCGUGGAGCUGUCGGCCUUCUCAGCCAUCAACAGAUUCCAGCCUUUCAAUGUAGCCGUGUCCAGUAAUGUACUGCUGCUGAUGGACUUCCACUGUCACCUGACCACCAGUGAGGUGGUGGGAUACCUCGGAGGGCGAUGGGAUACGAAUACACAACUCCUCACAGUCUUAAGGGCUUUCCCCUGUCGGACCCGUCUGGCAGACAGAGACUCUGCUUCUGCUGUUGAAGAAGAGAUCUGUCAGAACCUGUUCAUGCGUGGGCUGUCGUUGGUGGGCUGGUACCACAGUCACCCGCGAGGUCCGGCUCUGCCGUCGCUGCAGGACAUCGACUCUCAGAUGGACCAUCAGCUGAGGCUGCAGGGUUCAAACAACGGCUUCCAGCCCUGUCUGGGCAUCAUCUGUGGGCCGUAUUAUCACGGCAAUCAAGGCGUGGCGUCCACAAUAACCCCCUUCUGGGUCGUACCGCCGCCAGAGCAACGGCCUAAUGACCACGGCAUCCCAGUGGCGGUAGAAGUCACCUACGUACAGGACAACUUUCUCACCAGUGAUGUUCUUAAUGAGAUGAUGCUGCUGGUUGACUACUACAGGACCGCUCCCGACAUCGUCCAGUUCAGCCAGUAUUGGUGUCCUGAUACGACCAUGAUGGACAAGAUCAAGGGCUCUCUGAGUUGCCACGCUCCCAAAGAUCAGGCCUACUGUCAGAUCUUAGAGCAUGUCUACAGUCAGCUGAGCUGCACACACUGAAGGGAUCCGCUGUGCACGAAGGCACAGCGCUUCCGUCGCAGGUCGUUCCAUUUCAAAGAAAAAAACAAAACACUUUGCUUGUGCAGAGCUGACCGGACCGGAGUGACGGAUGAACCAUGUUUUAAAAAAAAAAAACCUGCUUGAAAAACAUAUAGAUGCCUUGAAUUCUCUCAUGCUUGAGUAAUUUUGAUACAGCAUUAUCGUGAGUUUAAGAGAAAUAUACGAUUGAUACUCAAAACCAAACAGCACCAGAUCAGAGAACACAAUACCAACAUUUUUCAGAAGCAUUUCAUGGACCAGAAAUCUUCCCUAUUGGACCUAUGUGCCUAUCUGUGCCAGUAUCCUGAACUAUGAGCAGAUAUGUGUACAAUGUAAACUGUUAAUGUGUUGUAAUUGCCUUUAUAGACUAAACCAAUGGAGCAGUAGUUGGGGGGGGGGGGGGAGAAUGAGUAGUGAAUAAUAUACUACAAUAGCAAAGUAUGCAAGUGUGUCUUGGUUUGACCUGAACUGUACUCUGCAAUAAGUUUUGUGAACAUGUUCCUCAAGUGAAAUUGUGUGCGUAUGUGUGUGUGUGUGUGUGUGUGUGGUGAAUGUGCCCCUCUACUGUCUCCCUGUCAGGUUAUGUGCGACACGAGUGCAGACAUUUGCUUCCUCUUUAUCCGUACUGUAUUUAUUACGAACUGUGGAUUGUGUGAUGUACAUGUAUGAAGACAGAGCAAUGCCUUAAGCCUGCUGAUGAUCCACGAAGCAUUAAAAUAUACACACUGGAACUAUUUAAA